Messenger RNA from Plectropomus leopardus (leopard coralgrouper), 1917 nucleotides. The record is from RefSeq and is a predicted model, not a curated record. NCBI's taxonomy places the organism in Eukaryota, Metazoa, Chordata, Actinopteri, Perciformes, Serranidae.
UGAGUUCUUCAUCAGUUUUCACCAUUUGGAGCUCAUCAAGCAAACUAAUCCACAUUAGAUAUGGACGGGAUCAUACAUCUCGUACUUCUUCUUUACGGGCUUUGUCCUCUGUCCUCAUGUGUGCCCCAGCGUCAAUACAUCUUAGUCAGAAUGGCAAAAACCUGGUAUGAGGCCCAGAGCUUCUGCAGAGAGAAAUGUUUUGACCUGGCCACCAUACACGACAUGGGAGAGAUGGAAACAGCUCUUACAGCUGUGGAGGACAAACACUAUGAUGCAGCUUGGAUCGGACUUCAGAAGGUGCCAUUUAAGAGGUGGCACUGGUCUCUGGCGGACAAACAUUUCUACAAGGAAGGAGAACGAAACUAUUUUAUUUGGGGGUGGAAAACAGACGACAACUGUGUGUUUUACAAAAACGGGAAGCUGUAUUCAGCUAGCUGCCCAACCCUGCGAUAUUCAAUUUGCUUUGAUGGCAAAGAACAAGGUAGAGAUCAGUACUUUCUCACCACAGUAAGAAUGAGUUGGACCGUUGCUCGAGACUAUUGCAGACAAUUCUACACAGACCUGACCAGCGUGAGGAACGAUGCCGAGUAUCAGAUCCUCCAGCAAGUAGCCGGUAACCAGCCGGUGUGGGUUGGCCUCUACAGAGACCACUGGGAGUGGUCGGACCGAACUUACUCCUCACUGAGAUACUGGAAGGCUUCUCUGAGCGUUUACACUAAAAUGAAACUGUUUUUCUUUUCUCCGACAGUUUUUCUGAUCUUCAUUAAGGCAAUGGAAAGCAUUGUACAUCUACUUCUGCUUCUCUCAGGACUAUUUCCUCCGUCCUCAUGUGUUCGUCAAUACGUCUUAGUCAAUACUCCAAAAAGCUGGUAUGAAGCCCAGAGCUUCUGCAGAGAGAGCUAUGUCGACCUGGCCACCAUAGAUGACAUGGGUGAGAUGGGAGCAGCUCUGACGGCUAUUGGGGAGGAAUACAGUAAGGUGUGGAUCGGACUACAGCAAGGGGAAACUCAGGAGUGGCACUGGUCCCUGGCAGACAAACAUUUCUACAAGGAAGGAGAACGAAACUAUUUGAUUUGGGGCGAAACACCAACUGACAACUGUGGAUAUUUCCUAGAGGGGAAACUGUAUACAAGUUUCUGUUACAACAAGAGAUACUCAGUUUGCUUUGACGAAAAGAAAGAUGGUCGUGAACAGUAUCUUCUUACUGCAAAUAAGAUGGCUUGGAUUAGUGCUCGAGACUACUGCAGGACUAAUCACACAGACCUGGCCAGUAUGAGGAACGAGAUGGAAAACCAGUUCAUCCGGGAGGUAGCAGGUGACCUCAGGGUGUGGCUCGGUGUCUACAGAGACCCAAUGGUGUGGUCUGACCGCACUUACUCUUCGUUUAGAUACUGGAAAGCGGGCAAACAACCUACUAUUAGCACUACAGGAGAAGACUGUGUUGUUGUGGUAAAACAUGAGUCUGAUCGAUGGACAGAGCAGCCAUGUAAUGAAGCACAUCCGUUCCUCUGUUACGGUCCCGUUAUGAGCUUAAUUAAGAUAAGACUCAGCUCAGAAGACCUGGAUCUAAAUGACCCUACAGUGCCAGAUGACCUACUGAAGCAAAUCAAGCAGCUGCUGAGUAACACGAGUGUGAAUGAUGUUUCAUGGAAAAAGCAACCUGAUGGACAAGUUUUUAUCAAGGAACCAAACAGAAGUGGCUAAACAGAAAGAGAAGAAUCAGAGAAACACUUUUAACUCUAAGUUUUACUUGUAAAAUGUGUUUUAAAUCGUAAUGACGUUCACAGUAACAAACGCACUCAGAACCAAGAGUACCAGCUUUACUGAGCGUUUAUUUAGCUCUUCUUUGGGUUUUACAGCACAUUUCACAAUUCCCCCCCUUGCACUAUUUUAUGUCAUAUUCUCAUUUAGCUUUUA